This is a messenger RNA of Panicum virgatum (switchgrass), 1617 nucleotides long. RefSeq lists its product as uncharacterized. Lineage: Eukaryota; Viridiplantae; Streptophyta; Magnoliopsida; Poales; Poaceae. The transcript has a single exon. Bases 392 to 1267 code for a protein of 291 amino acids. The record is from RefSeq and is a predicted model, not a curated record.
AUAUUUCGAAAAGUUAUGAAACUGCAGUGGCACGGUUCCAAUAUGAUGAAUUGUAAUAACAGAUCAAUAAACUCAAAAAAUUAUAAUAGCAAUCAUCCAAUUAACCUAAAAAAACCCUCUCGAUCCGUGUCUGGCAGAUCCUAAAGUCUAACACCACCAGACGCUCACGCACGUCGCGCCGGAGAUCCUCGCCGCCGCCGACGCCGCGCCCUCCACCCGCUUCCACGUGAUCCCGUUCCCGCGGCUGUCGGAGCGGGCCGCGGAGAUCCUCGCGCUGGCGCGCGCCAGGCAGCAGCCGGAGCCCCUCAUCAUCAGGCCGUCCUCGCAGUGGUACGCGUACUACGAGCCACCGGAUGGGUCGGCGGACCGGAAGCCGGCGCUGACGGAGCCGAUGCGGGAUGAGCUUGGGGUCUGGCACGUCUGCCUGUCGAUGCACUCGUCCAGGGAGGAGCUGGAGCAGGCGCUGGGGAUCCUCAAGCCCAAAUGGGUUGUCUCCACGACGCCUCCGUGCAUGGCAAUGGAUCUGAGCUAUGUCAAGAAGAACUGCUCCCUGUCCCGGUUUGGUCCUGAUGAUCCCAUCUGGAAGUUGCUCGGGAUACCUGAUGGGAUGGCUACUGGUACAGGCAAACAGCAGGCAGCGCUGAGGGUAGAAGCUGUCGGGAAGAGCGAGGAAGAGUUCAGUUCUUGUACUGAUGAGCGUGGCUCUGAUGACGACAAUCAGGUUGAGGCUGCAGAACCAACGUUGCUUGAUUCUGAGAUCAGAGUUCAGCUGCCUGUGACGCUAUUCGGAAGCGCAAGGUUUGGAUUAGUGCUGCAGGAAUCUGAAAUGUGGGAACAUGAGUAUCAGAGUAUUGAGAUGAUUGAUAAUGUUGAACUUGAAGUCAAGGACUAUGCUACUGAAACUGAAUUCUGCACCAAUAGCAAGCCUGAUGAUAGUGUUGCAGUCAUCGAUUUCACUGAAGUUGCAACAGAGGAGCAGAAUCCAGUCUCUGAAUCUGAGCUGUUGAAGGACAGAAAGCCGGAUGGUGGAGUUGAAGUAAUUGGUCUAACUGAAGAUGGAAGGAAAGAGCUGAGUUUGUGUGCAGAGCCUGAACAGUGUAUGGAUGACAAAGGGAAAGGGGAAGCUGAAUUGGUGGAAGUCCGAGAACAGAGUCUGAGUGGCCAUGCUGAUUUGCGGGAAGUUUGCAGGCAUAAUAAGGUGACUGAUGAAGGUAAAAACAGAAUCCAAGCGACUAAAGAGAUCUCAGCUGUGCAUGUCACAGUUUGAGCUACAAUCAACAAGGAGGCAAUAGAGAAUGACACAACUACAUCAGAAACCGGGAAGAGCAAUGAUCAAGACUCUGAAAGGGCAAGCGAUCCUUCAACCACAACCACUGUUGGAUCAUCAAAGGUCCUUAAUGCCGCGGCCCCUGCCGUCACUGGUUGAGCUCAUGUGGGCCUCCAAGCGACCCAGAGUUUCCCAAACUGUGCAGCUAUAGCCUAUAGUGUUGGAUAAUCCUAGCACGUCUCCACGUUUUUGUACAAAGUUUAAGUUAGCGUGUCAUUAGCCUAGCUGUCUAGAUCGUCCGAUGCAUGCUGGUUCAUGCAGGGACCGAGUCUUCAGAGUCCGGAACGGAC